AUGGUAUCCCUUGCCGGUUUUCCUGUCUUGCCUGACUUCUUGCGCUGCCAGGCGGAUAUGGGGAGUGAGAAUAACACCACACGUGCCUUUCAAGGUCUUGCCAACGGCCAUACCGUCUGCCAGGAGAAUGCCGAACGUCUUUCCAAAGUGAUACAUGAAAAGUAUGCGAGUGAUGGCCCAGAAUUGAUGCGGCUUUACGGCAAUACUCAGCCCUUGAAAGCGGUGACAGUCGACCUUCUCGCGUCGGUUAUUGUCCGCUAUCUCUUCCCUCAGAACUUCAAUGUGCGGACGACCCUCGGGCAGGGAACGACCAUUAUGGAGGGCAUCUUCAUUGAGGCCGUCUGUACGGCCCAGUUAGUCUUUACCAUUUUUAUAUUAGCUAAGGAGAAGCACCGCGCUGCGUUCAUUGCGCCUAUUGGUAUUGGCAUGUCGCUGUUUAUCUCCGAGAUGGUUGCUGUACAGUUCACUGGGGGCUCGCUCAACCCGGCGCGCAGCUUCGGUCCUUGCGUGAUUACGCUGCAGUUCGACAAGGAACAUUGGAUCCACUGGCUGGGUCCCGUGAUCGGUACAGUGGCAGCCGUGGUAUUCUACCGCUUCAUCAAGACUCUGGAAUACGAGAUGGCGAACCCCGGCCAAGACGACGACAUCGACGUUGAGGAACUGGCCCAGAAGGACCCGGAGAAGCUCGAGCAGCUCCGGGGCACCCCCAACCGCAGCAUGGUGGCGCCAGGACACUCAGCGUGCGAACCAAUACCCGCACUAUGUCCAUCCGCCAGGGCUCGGAGCUGGGACUGA
Anthostomella pinea is the source of this 795-nucleotide messenger RNA. The record is from the annotation of a GenBank genome assembly. NCBI's taxonomy places the organism in Eukaryota, Fungi, Ascomycota, Sordariomycetes, Xylariales, Xylariaceae.